Molecule: messenger RNA, 2901 nt
Organism: Plasmodium vivax (malaria parasite P. vivax)
Lineage: Eukaryota; Apicomplexa; Aconoidasida; Haemosporida; Plasmodiidae
Exons: 8
Coding region: 1-2901 (966 amino acids)
Biological process (GO): protein deubiquitination
Molecular function (GO): cysteine-type deubiquitinase activity
Source: RefSeq, a predicted model, not a curated record
AUGAAUGACCAGUAUCGGGGCAGCCCUCAAAAGAGGAAGAAGGCCAAGGAGAAGAAGAAAAAGAACGACGAAGAAAUCAAAGUGACCAAAGAGGUCAAAGAGGUCAAUGAUGGAAUUAACUAUUCACUGAUAAAUGACUACCACGACAGUAACUUCAAAAAAAAUUUCUACAUUAAGAGCAUACGGACCGAUGGCAACUGCCUGUUUAGGGCUGUGUCGGACCAGCUGUACAACAGCGAGGAUAACUACAAGGAGAUAAGGAAGCUGGUGGUGGAUCAUCUGCUGAGGAACGAGGAGAAGUACCAGCACUUCAUCGAGUAUGACGAAAGUUACAAGUCUUACAUUGAGAGAAUAAGUCUGGAUGGGACAUGGGGCGGCCAGCUGGAGCUUCAAGCAGUGGGCGAGCUGUUCACCGUGAACAUCCUGAUCUACCAAGAAAACGGGUGCAUCCUGGAGAUUAAAAAUCACAGCGAUGAUAAGAAGUGCAUCCAGCUGCAUUACGCCUCCAGUGAGCACUACAACAGCGUCCGGUUUAAAAACAGGGCCCUGGAAAACCAGCUCAAGUCAAUCGUGGAGCUGCGCGAAAUACUAAACAACAAGGACGAUAAUGAGUCCACCAAGACGUUCUACGAAACGACGGACAACGAGCUGACCGAAGACAACGAGGAUGACCUGUCUGACCACACCGGAAACGAAAAUAAAAACGUUGGAGAGUGGGUUGACGAGAGGGAAUUCACCCUUAACAGCUCAGUGGAGGAGGACUACCUACAGUACGACUACCCUCAGGAGAACAAUCGAAACAACAUUUUCUCCCUCAGUGAUGAUGAAACGGAGCCGUGCUCUUUCGACAUCUUGCAGAAUAUUCAUAACGGUAUUAAGAGGAAGGGGGUGAGGAGCAGAAGCAUGCCAACUAUCAAUGAGCGGUUUUUGUACUUCUUUGCGAAAAAUCAAGUCAGUGAGAGCAUGGACAGUGACAGCACCAUAGAUGUGCUGAAUGAGAAGAAGGGCUUCGAAAGGAGGAAGCCAAAAAAGAACGAAAACAGGAAGCUCAAUUUUUUGAAGUAUAACUACAUAGGUCAGAGGCCCGACGACUUGCUGAGCGAGUGCGUCUCCGCCGCGGGGAAGAGCGAAACUGCUGUUGGGAAGAGCCAAUCUGCUGCUGAAGCCACUACUGCUGUUGGGGCCGCCCCACUCCUCGGGGAGGAGAACAAGACCAUCCGCAUUUGCUACAACAAGACGUUUUACAAGUACCUGUGCAUGUCCAAAAUGGUGGAAGUGGAGGACAGGCAGCGGGGCAAAGCGGCCGAUCUGGUCGGCGGUCAUUACGAGUGCGGCAGCGGGGGAGGCCAGGCAUGCAGAAUAGCGGCAGCAGCGAAGGCGGCUCCCGGGAAAGCGACACCACCAAAAGGGGAAGCUGCCAAUGAUGCCGCCAAAGAAGCUGCCAAAGGCGCGGCGGGGAAAUCCCACCGCAGAAGCGAGGCCAACCUGGGUGAGCCGCCCACCCCCCUGAAGCACCUGAACAGUGCAGGCAGGCAGGGGUACAUUUCCAACUACGAAUUGGAGAACAACUUUAGCAGGGCGAAGAAAAAAGAGUUUGACGAUUUUUUAAAUCUGUACAGCGAAAAGAUUUCCUACAGCAGGAACUCCUUCUGCAAGAGUAUGUCCACCAACGAUUGCAAGUCGAGUCACGCGGAGGGGGUGGCGGAUGGGAUGGCGGCCCCGACCAGUGAGCAAGCCACUUCUGACUACGUAAAUUAUGAGUACGCGAGAAGCCUAUCGUUGAACAAGACGUCCAGCAGCAACGAAGAAGUAACGGCUCCCUCAUUUUGCUUCGAUAAGGACUCCAUUAGCUUCGAGCUGCGACCCGAUGUGUAUGGCAAGGGAGUUGAAAGAAGUGACUUGGCAACAGAAGGUGAUGCGAGGAACAAAUGUGUUGCCCAUCAGAAUGAAGAAGGGAAGAAAAUCUUUUGCAAUUUGACGAGGAAGUCUCAGGAUAUCUUUGAUAUAAUAAUCGAUGAGGAGUACGUUCUAAGCAUGGACAGCAACUUGCUGUGUUCCCACAUUGGCAAUAAGCACGUGGGGAGAGGCAGUUGGCAUAAGAAGAGGGGAAACUCCCAACAGGAGGAGGUACUAUCGCAGAUGCGUGGACGGGGAGGAGGAAAAGUAUCUUACCCUGUUGUUAGCCCUUGUGUGCUGAACUCGCGAGCGUCUUUUUCCGGUUCGAGGGCCCCAAGAGGGGGGAAAACCAGCCAAAUUGCCGCUAAACUGGGGGGCGACCACGAUAGGGCGGGGCGCGGGCCCAACUGCAGGAUUAGGAGGAGGAACCACGAGGGGGAGGGCAGCGGUGAGGGCAGCGGCGAGGGAAGCGGCGACACCUCCGCACAUUCGCAUACGGAUGCGUCCGCGCGAUCAAGCACAGACAGAUCUGGAAAUUCGCACACAGAAAUUUCUAACCACCCGCGUAGAGACCCUCCCCGCCGAGGAGGCAUGAACGCGAGGGACCUUUUCCUAAAGAAGAAAUACCUGAACAAAAAAUUCAUCAACAUGUUUUCGAAGGACGUCCAUUCGAAGGGCCUCUUCCACUUUCUAAACGCCGACUUCCUCCUCAGUGGAGACAAAAUAAAAUACAUCAUCCCCUUCCUCUUCAAUAGCAAACAGAUGAACAUCUUUAAGGACAACCUAAAUAGAAAGGAGAUCCACUUUUACGAGUACGUGACCUUCUCCUUUAAUUUGGACAAGCAGAAGCUAAGGAAAAAAAUUGAAUGUUCCAAAGUUCUAAAUGAGGAGUUCCUCAUUAAGGAGAAGCACAAGUAUAGUAAGUUCACGCGGGGGGGGGACGGCAAGUCGGCCUGCUCCCUGCGCAGGGGCCUGGAGAACCGCGUCAAGAUCAUCUCGAUUUAG